AUCGAAUCGAAGAAGACCCAACAACAACAUAGAGUUUGAGUGCAAAACCAGAUCUUUCUUUCCUUGUCCUUCUCCAGAUCUUCUUCCCACAUAUCAAAGGAAGUGAUGUUUUCUCUUAUGCAUGGAUUGUGGACCUACAUGUUCAGCAAGACUGAGUUCCAUGUCCUCAUUCUUGGCAUCGACAAAGCUGGCAAGACGACCUUUUUGGAGAAGCUGAAGACCAUAUACUCAAUCUCAGAAGGUCUUCCACAUGAUCGAAUUGUUCCUACUGUUGGCCUUAAUAUCGGUCGUAUUGAAGUCGCCAAUGCUAAAAUCGUCUUCUGGGACCUUGGAGGUCAGCCUGGUUUGCGUUCGAUUUGGGAGAAGUAUUAUGAAGAAGCACACGCAUUGAUAUAUUUGAUCGACGCAGCUUGCCCAUCCCGCUUUGAAGACUCAAAAUCUGCCCUAGAGAAAGCCCUGCGGCAUGAGGAUUUGCAAGGAGCACCUCUUUUGAUAUUGGCAAACAAGCAAGAUCUUCCAAAUGCUGUCUCGGCUGAGGAACUAGACCGAUACCUGGAUCUAAAGAAACUAGACGAAAGGGUGUACAUGUUUGAAGCAGCUUCUGGAUAUGAUGGGCGAGGAAUCAAAGAGAGUAUAGAAUGGCUUGUCGGAGUGAUGGAGAGAAGCAAAAGAACCGAAACAUUAAGAGCCCGUGCAGGAUAUGUUCCUGUCCCAACUUCCUAGACUUGAAAGGAGCUCACAAACUCAAUUCUCAAACCAACUGUUUUCUGUGAGAACAUUUGUAGAUAAAAAGACCCGAGUCUUGCAUUGUUUUGUGUUAGCAUCAGAGAUCACAUGAUAAGUAGGGCUAGUAGUAUCCUUUUUAUAUUUGUCUUUACAUCCUUUCUAAUGCGGUGAUUCAGAUUGAGACUACUACCAAGUUGUACUGCAACAAUAACGUAAUCAAGUUUCUUGAAAAAAAAGAACAGAGAGAGUACAUCAGUUUAUCUCUCCUGUAGCUUACAAGACAGGAAAGAAGCAUUAGAACUAAGAAGCAAUCCCGAGGCAUCACUUUCCGCUUGUUCCUGAAUCAAGAAGUGACAGAGCAAGAUUUGAGGCUAAAGGUUUCAGAAAGCAAUCAAGAACCGAAAAGAGAAAGAGCUUAUACCGGAAAAGAGAGGCUUGGGUCUGGUCUUAAACAAGAUCUUUGAUCUUAUAAUCCCGACAACUUCCAGUUCCGUUUCUUUCUGAGACGAACCAUCCGUACACUUUUGAAGCUUCUUCAAAACCAACAAUGGCUUCUUCAGAGUCACCUUAGAGCCCGUGAGUUCAUGGUAACCCACCGUGAACGUGUACUGCAACCGUCGACGAGAUCAUCAAAUCUCCGAUUGAAAAGAAGAGGAACUUAAAUCAAAAGAAAAAACCUGGGAAGAAUCUGAGUGACAGAGACGACCGAUCUCGAGACUCUGAACAGAACCUUGGAACGAAGAUUGAGUCUCGACGACGCCUUGGAGUUCUACGAUCGUCCACUCGCUACACUCGUCUUCUCCACACCCACACUUCACUCGAAUCUCCAUCUUCUUCUUUUCCUCUCUCUCUAGUCUCUUCUUCUCAUCCGUAUAUUACUUUUUACAUGUACUGUAUGUUGUGCAUACAUUUUUGGCGGCAAAAGACAAUAUCUUUUUGGCGGGCUUCUUUAUCCAUUUCAGAUAUCCUAUUAUGAUGAUUUCUCCACUGAAGCUAUAUAUGAUUUGAUUGUACACCUCUUUGAUAUAUCAUU
Eruca vesicaria subsp. sativa (arugula) is the source of this 1759-nucleotide messenger RNA. The record is from the annotation of a GenBank genome assembly. NCBI's taxonomy places the organism in Eukaryota, Viridiplantae, Streptophyta, Magnoliopsida, Brassicales, Brassicaceae.